UCUUCUCUCUUACACUCCAGCAGCGAAGUGUGCUGACGACCUCGACUAAUAACAUGACCAACACUGCGGCACUUAUAUCCCUGUACAUUACGUGUUAUACGUGGGGGUUUUGGCGGGUUGAGGUUAGUCGCGACUGCAGGAAGCUAGGUUUGUACUACCUGUUCAUGCACGAGACACAUGUGGCUUGCAGCUUACCUACUUGAAGCUGGAACCGGUUCGAGUCCCCGCAGACAUGCACAGUCACGACCCUCGUCGCCGAGGGAUUCUUAGGUAGAAAUAUACCGCUACGCUCGCCAUGUUCCUUUGAGUAUCGCGCAACACAUUGGCCUUUACUCUUCUUGACAUCAUCUUUACGUGAACAUAGGUAGUCUUGUAGCAUCUUAUUAUGGAGAUGCUCAUCCAACCCCCUGCCCGUGGGGUAGAGCGAGACUCUUUAUCCUCGGUUUCCGCCUUCACUUUAUCCAUGGAUGAGGAAUCCACUCAACGGACCAAUUCCCCGUCCUCAGCCAGCAGCCCAGAUACCCACGCAGACACCUUUACAGAUCCCACCCACGCGGCAUGCCUCCGCUUCGCCCGAGACAAAUACCCCAAAGCCACCAUCGCCGAGAGCAGCAUGCAGGGCCGCUGCUCCUACACGCUCCUCAUCCCAGACGACGCCGGCGGCGGCUCCGGCGGCACGGUCCUCCAGUUCCGCCCGCCGCGCCAUAGUAUCGACCUCUCCAUCACGGCCGCAGCGCGGUCCAUCUUUGGCAGCCUAGUCCCGGAGACGCAGUUCCUAGGUGUCAUCAACUCAGAUGCAAGCCCUGACGUCCCAGGCCCCGAAGGCCCAAACACCCCCGGCUGCAGAACCAUGCUCGUCUACGCCCACACCCUCCUCCCCGGCAAACCCCUCUCCUCCCUUCCCCCUUAUAACAACACCCACCCCUCAUCAGAACCAACCCCCAUCCCAACCCCCCAAACCCCCGCCCACCUCCCCCCCCUCCUAACGUCCCUCGCAACCGCUUACUACACCCCCUCCCACGGCGCCUCCCGCCCCCCCACGUCCCCUUUCUUAUCCCACGCCAAGCGCACCAUCGGCCGCAGCAUGGGCGCGCGUGUCGCACGGCUGAGGGCUGAUCUCCCGCGGCCGUGGCUGAGGGCGGUGGCGGCGCGGGUGGGGGAUGUGCUGGAGCGGGAGAUUGAGGGCGGGUUGCCGUGGGUGUUGACGCAUGGGGAUUUGUGUUGUGGUGGUGGGGGUGGGGGGGUGGGGAAUUUACUUGUUGGGGUUGGGGGUGGUUACGGUCAUGGUGAGGAUGGGGGUGGUGGUGGUGGUGGUGAUAGGGGGGAUGAGGGUGAUAGGGGGGAUAAGGGUGAUAGGGGGGAUGAGGGUGAUAGGGGGGAUGAGGGUGAUAGGGGGGGUGAGGGUGAUAGGGGGGAUAAGGGUGAUAGGGGUGAUGGGGGUGGUGAUGAGAAUAAGGGGCUACGGUUGACUGGGCUGGUGGACUGGGCGGAGGGGGAGUGGCUGCCGUUUGGGGUGGGGUUGUACGGGGUGGAGGAGCUGCUGGGGCGGAUGGCCGAUGAUGGGGAGGGCGGGAGGCGGUUUGAGUACUGGCCGGACGCGGACCGGUUGAGGGCGGUGUUCUGGGAGGCGUUGGUGGCGGGGGUGCCGGAGCUUGCGGAGGGUAGCGAUUUCAGGGAGAGGGUGGAGAAGGCGAGGUUGUUGGGGAUUCUGUUGUGGUACGGAAUCGCCUUCGAUGACGGUGCGCUAAACCGCGUCGUUGAAGAGGGGAGAGACAGCGAGGAGCUGCAGAAGCUGGAAAUGUUUCUCUCUGGCGGAACCUCCAGCAUCAAUGCCGCCAGCGCUGAAGACGGGUGA
Chaetomium fimeti is the source of this 1855-nucleotide messenger RNA. RefSeq lists its product as uncharacterized. Bases 386 to 1855 code for a protein of 489 amino acids. The transcript has 3 exons. Lineage: Eukaryota; Fungi; Ascomycota; Sordariomycetes; Sordariales; Chaetomiaceae. The record is from RefSeq and is a predicted model, not a curated record.